This is a messenger RNA of Trichophyton verrucosum HKI 0517, 1281 nucleotides long. RefSeq lists its product as uncharacterized. NCBI's taxonomy places the organism in Eukaryota, Fungi, Ascomycota, Eurotiomycetes, Onygenales, Arthrodermataceae. The coding region runs from base 1 to 1281 and encodes 426 amino acids. The record is from RefSeq and is a predicted model, not a curated record. The transcript has a single exon.
AUGGAGAAGACAGGCUAUAUAUCCUCUACGGAAACAAAGAACAUCACCGAGAGCUUAGAGAUCUCUACGGCUGCCUUACGCAAGCUAGAAAAUACACAAGACUCCAGUACUUUGCGAACUUGUCCCUUUGAUCAUGGAAAGCGUAGAACUUCGAUGGAACAUGAUUUCACGACAAAUGGCAUCAAGGGUGCACUUGGUUGCCCUUUCAAAAACUCCAACUCAUCGGCCGAUGCAGGAGAAGAAACAAAUAUAAAUGGUGAAAGCUGUCAGAAUGACGACGGAGACCCCAUUAAGCUGGAGAAGAUUGGAGAAGGUGUGCCUUCAACAGUUCACUCCUCGUCGGCACGCUGCCCCAUCCGGUACCUGGGGGAUCAUUCUCCUGAGGAACUGGCAGAAUACUUUCUGAACCACAAGCAUGAGAUUCCAAGAAGUCACUCAGUUUGUAUUCGCCGGUACCAGAAUAAUCCCCAGACAAGCCGGAAAAUUGAUGCCAAAUAUGGCAAUGUGAUAAAUAUGGUGAAAGGGCUUGGCGAAUACCAUCAGCCUUACCUAUCAGUCCCUCAUGAAAUAGACGAAACCCGGCAGGGAGAUACGGAUCCUGUUGCUCAGCCCAGCUCAGUCGAGCGAGUUGAAAAAUGGGCAGAAGAUGUGAGCAAUAAGUCACCGCCGGCGGGCUCAACGUCUCCUGAGGAAAUCGAAACUGCUGCACCUGCUCCGGACGAACACCAGGGCCUCACAAAUGGCGACUAUGACCGACAGGGCCACUUCGAACGCCCUCUACGCGAUGUACGUGUAGGGGAAUCGCCGAGUCGCCCUUGGGGUAUUCAUGUACCUCCUGAACAGCCUGCCGUAGACCAUACCUUUACCCAUCCACCCGAGUCACACUAUGAGAAGCCGGAAGUGGUAGAUGAGGAACCAACGAUGCUUUUGCCCUCUCAAGGCCGCCUAAGUCCUCUUGGACAAGCGUCGACGUUCGGGAAUGACGCAGAAGCAGAGGCUGAAGCCAAUGCCACUCUCGAUGCGGCUGUGGACGAAGACGAACAACCUGGCCCUGAAAUUGAUGAGGCAAGCAGCCAUCGUCGUAUUCACUCGCAUCAUCAAAUGCCGCACACAAAUACCCAAACAAAUACUUACUCCGUCCCGCGAUCAAAUCUUUCCCCAGAGGCGCCUAUUACCCAUAUACCCAAUCCACAGCCGAGAAUGGUCUUUAACGGGCCGGUAUUUUUUGGGUAUACUGCCGAAGCAGCAGCCAUGCUGUUGGAAAAGAUGGGCAGUAAAUAG